Molecule: messenger RNA, 1992 nt
Organism: Macrosteles quadrilineatus (aster leafhopper)
Lineage: Eukaryota; Metazoa; Arthropoda; Insecta; Hemiptera; Cicadellidae
Product: UDP-glucosyltransferase 2-like
Exons: 5
Coding region: 304-1839 (511 amino acids)
Molecular function (GO): UDP-glycosyltransferase activity
Source: RefSeq, a predicted model, not a curated record
UGGAACAAGUAUCGGUAUAAGGAUCACGCUAAAACAAAACAAUCGUUCCAAACGAUAUUGUUAAAACUACAAAUACCAAUAUUUGGAAGAAAUAUUUAUAAUUAGAAGGGACACAGGACGGCAAAUCAGUCUUUAAUGUACUUAUGUGAUCCGUGCCAAUAGAUAAUGCUAUCAGGGUUGAGAGUUUUUGUUGUUGAACAGACAAUAGCUCAGUGAUUUUAGGCCUUCCACUUGUCUCUGAAUGAUUUGCACAUUGUAGAUAUCAUAGUGUAAACAGUUUUAUAGUAAGGAGCCGAUAUUAAGAUGUUGAAUAUACUGUUGCUGCUUCCCUUCAUGCUGAUGAGUGUAGGAGAGACGGCCAGGAUUCUUGCCCUUGUACCUAUGCCAAUGAGAAGCCACUGGAUAGUAAUGGAACCAUUGUUCCAAGAGCUCGCCUCUCGCGGUCAUCAACUCACCGUCUUCUCCCCCUUCCCGCAGAAGAAACCAAUCACCAACUACACCGAUGUAGAUUUCUCCCAGAUCCUUCCACCACUGACGAGUCAGUUUUCCGUUGAUAUGAUCAAAGAGCGACUCCCUGACCCUUGGGCGUCGACCUAUUUCUUCUACGACGUUCACGAAACAACCUGCAGAAAAGUUCUGAAACUUCCCGAGUUUCAAGGGCUUCUAAAAGCUAAAGGACAGUAUGAUUUGUUGAUCACUGAAAUAUUUGGGACUGACUGUUAUGCUUAUUUUGCACGUUUGUUGGAUAUUCCAAUGGUUUCUAUAACAACGUCAAUCGCCAUGCCCUGGGCUGCGGAUAGGUUCGGAUUGCCGGAUAAUCCUUCAUACAUUCCUAACUACUUGGUCAACUUCAGCCCCCAGAUGUCAUUCGGGGAGAGGAUUCACAACACUUUGACCCUGAGUUACGCCAAGUUGAUGCACUCUUUCGUCUACGCCAGGGAGAGCCAGGUUUGGGCUGAGGAGAGUCUAGGGAUGAAGCUACCUCCACUAGGGGACGUUGUGGCAAAUACUUCAUUGUACCUUAUAAACAGCUUCCAUAUCCUCAGUCUGUCUCGACCCUUCCCUCCCAACGUGGUGGAGAUUGGAGGAAUCCACAUCAGAGAGCGGAGGCCUCUACCUCAGGAUAUUCAAAAUGUUGUAGAUGGUGCAAAACAUGGAAUAAUACUCAUGAGUUUUGGAUCACUCCUACGAGCAUCUACCUUCCCCAAGGAAAUUAUCCUCAUGUUCAUGAGAGUGUUCUCAAGAAUCCCUCAAACUGUGAUUUUCAAAUAUGAAGAAGAUUUACCAGAAGCUCCUCCCAACGUCAUUAUCAGAAAAUGGCUUCCACAAAGAGAUCUAAUAGAGCAUGAAAAGGUGGUGGCCUUUAUAGCACAUGGUGGUCUCUCUAGCACUAUUGAAGCUGUAAACUUUGGAAAGCCAAUGAUCGGAAUUCCGUUCUUUGCUGAUCAGAGAAACAAUAUCCGAGCAAUCAUCUCAAAGGAAGCUGGCAUUCAGUUGGAUCUAGAUGGAGUCACAGAGCAGACAAUAGCUAAUACAAUUGCCGAGAUACUAAAUAAUCCAAAGUACACCAACAACAUGAGGCUAUUAUCCAUGAGAUUCCGAGACAGGCCGAUGACAGCGUUGGAUUCCGCAGUCUAUUGGACGGAGUAUGUGAUACGUCACAGAGGGGCUCCACAGCUGAGGCCAACAUCAGCUGACAUGCCUCUCUACCAAUAUCUUCUGCUGGACAUAGUAGCAGUAAUACUGGGGGUUAUCAUCACAGCUGUUACUGCACUACGCGCUGUGUGCCUCUGUCUUUGUGGAAGACCUGGGAAACUUAAUGAGAAAAAGACAAACUGACUGUGUGUUGAAAUUUUGAGAGCGAUGAGUUGACAAUAAAUUGUUGAUGUAUAUUUAGGUGUUACCAAAUAGUUUUUAUUUAUCUGUUAGCGUUAGUAGAUAACAUUUUAAUUUUUAAAUGUUUUGCAAUAAACUUAGUUUACCUACGAAAAA